AUGCAGCAACCAGGGGCUGAAGCCCCGAUCCCAGAUCAGCCGGGAACUCCACCUCGCCCGCCCUACUCCCCGGUAACGCCCGUGUUUGCUCAUCUCGUGCCAGUCGCCUCCAACGAGCCAUCGAUCGUCCCGCCACCCGCAUCUCCCUCUCCAACAUCACACCUCCCUCCACAAUAUGGCAACUAUUCAAAUCCCCCUCCUCCGCCCAAUCUACCCGUCUUCAAGCCCCAACCGCCCCCUAUCCCUAUCUCCGAGAGCGAGAAUCCAGAUGCCAUCGCGCUCCGUUCCGCCAUCUCGAUUCUGCAAAUGCAGAAGCAGCAAAGUUUGCGCGAUAUCCAGGCAUUGGAUCGCAUGAAAGAGGCCGCCGCUGCUGAUCCAGAGGGGUUUGCGCACGAGCUCGCAGCAGGUCGGCUGAAGACCCAGGACCACGGCGCUGUGAUUCAGUUCUCGGAGGACGAUGCGGACGACGAAGAGAAUGAAGACGGUUCAAAACGCACGAAUCCGGACGGCUCACCAGCUUCGAAUUUCGGCCAUAUCCCUGUUCCGCAGAAUAUCGUCCGCAUGCCCCCAAUCAACUGGGCUAAGUAUCAGGUUGUUGGAGAGCCGCUUGAUCGCAUGCACGAGGAGCAGUUACACCGACCGAGCUCUGGGGAGCCUCGACGAGGACGCGCGCCGGAGCAUGUCCUGGCAUCGCCGUAUCGGCCGUUUGUAGAUCACUUGGAGGGACCGUCGAGACUCGGCCGUCCUAGCAAGACGAAGAAGACUUGA
Molecule: messenger RNA, 768 nt
Organism: Penicillium roqueforti
Lineage: Eukaryota; Fungi; Ascomycota; Eurotiomycetes; Eurotiales; Aspergillaceae
Exons: 1
Coding region: 1-768 (255 amino acids)
Source: RefSeq, a predicted model, not a curated record